Molecule: messenger RNA, 963 nt
Organism: Camellia sinensis
Lineage: Eukaryota; Viridiplantae; Streptophyta; Magnoliopsida; Ericales; Theaceae
Source: RefSeq, a predicted model, not a curated record
AUGAAUAUCUAUGGCCCAAAUGAUGUGGCUGCUAGACAAAGGUUGUGGAAAACACUGUUAUCUGUUAAAAACGACUAUGUAAACCCAUGGUGCAUUAGGGGAGAUUUUAAUGAGAUUCGAACUUUGGGUGAAAUGCAAGGAAUGGAUCUACCAUUGAUGGGGAAGAACUACACCUGGUCAAAUUCUCAAGGUAGCGAACGAUGGAGCCGUAUUGAUAGGUUUCUUCUUCAUCCGGAGUGGAUGGAGGUUUUCAAGGUAGUAAAGAAAUCUGGGGAGUAUAAUAUUAUUGAAGGUUGGGCAGGGUUUAGGGUGUUCAGAAAAAUGAAGGAAUUGAAGGGUAAAUUGAAAGAGUGGAAUUAUUCUGUCUUUGGCAAUAUUCAUGAUAAAGUGAAGAGCAUUGAAGAUCAACUACAUUCUCUGGAUCUUGUAGCAGAGAAUAACCCAUUGAAUGAUGCGGAUAUUUUAAAAAGAAAAGAGUUAAAAUCAGAACUCUGGAGUGCUUUGAAAAGGGCCGAAUGGCUUUGGCAUCAAAAAUUAAGGGUUGAUUGGGCUCUUAAAGGCUAUCAAAACACUACAUAUUUUCACAUCAUUGCCAAUGGUAGACAACGAAGAAACUUCUUGAACUCUAUUAUGGUGGAAGAUAUUAGUGUGGAAAAUCCUGAUGGGGUCAAGCUAGCAGUGCUCAAUCAUUUCAAAUCCGUUUUUUCUGAAAAAUUGAAGAAAAGGCCAUAUUUGGAAGGUAAUUUUGGGUCUGUAAUUAGUGAGGACAUGAAUAGGCUAUUAGUUGAGAACUUCUCUGAGAAGGAAAUAUGGUCAGCCAUUAAGAGUUACGACGGUAACAAAGCGCCAGGUUCAGACGGGUUUAACAUGCUUUGUUUGAGGAAGUGCUGGAAAAUCAUGAAGGGGAUAUUGUUCAAUUUUUUACAGAAUUUCAUGCUCAUAGGAAACUUUUUAAGGGCCUGA